This is a messenger RNA of Adineta steineri, 3252 nucleotides long. The record is from the annotation of a GenBank genome assembly. Lineage: Eukaryota; Metazoa; Rotifera; Eurotatoria; Adinetida; Adinetidae.
AUGGUAUUUGUUUGUCCAAGUGGGUAUACCAAUACCGGUGGUAACUUGAAUGUAACAUGUCUAUCAAAUGGUUUAUGGACUUCGUUUCCAUUAUGUGUUAAUAAUAAUGGAGGUAGUCCCGUCACAACGACAACAACUACAACAAAAUCAGCAAGUAAUGGUUUAUCUUGUCCUGUUGAUGGAGGUACAACUAGUAUUGCAAAUGGAUACCCAGCAAGUUCUUCUCUUGCCUACACGUCGACUAAUGCUGUUACAGGUUCGAUUCAAUUCACCUGUUCUGGUGGCUAUGCACUUGACCCAACUAUUGGUGCGUCAUAUACUUGUAAUAAUGGGAUUUGGUCAACAAAACCAAGAUGUCUAACGACUAGUCGAUGUUCAUACACAGUGCUGAAAACCUUCCUCUCAACUCCAGGUAACACACAACCUACUAGCCAAUAUCGUAUUAUGAUGGCUCAACAAGACGCCGAUGCAGUACUUGUUGACUCAUACAUGGUAUUUGUUUGUCCGAGUGGAUACACUAACACUGGCGGUAAUUUAAAUGUCACAUGCCUAUCAAAUGGUUUAUGGACUUCGUUUCCACUGUGUAUAAUAAAUAAUGGAGGUGGUCCCGUCACAACGACAACAACAACAACGAAAUCAACAAGUAGUGGUUCACCUUGUCCUGUAGAGACGGGUACAACCAGUAUCGUAAAUGGAUAUCCAACAAGUUCUUCUCUUAUCUAUUCAUCAACUAAUGCAGUUACAGGUUCGAUUCAAUUCACUUGUUCAUCUGGUUAUGCACUCGAUCCAACUAUUGGUGCAUCAUAUACUUGUAAUAAUGGGAUUUGGUCAACAAAACCACGAUGUCUAACUACUAGCAGAUGUUCAUACGCAGUAUUAAAAAGUUUCCUCUCAACUCCAAGUAAUACACAACCUACUAGUCAAUAUCGUAUUAUGAUGGCUGAACAAGAUCCAGACGCAGUACUUGUUGACUCAUACAUGUUAUUUGUUUGUCCAAGUGGGUAUGCUAACACUGGUGGUAACUUGAAUGUAACAUGUCUGCCAAAUGGCUCAUGGACUUCGUUUCCACUGUGUAUAAUGAAUAAUGGAGGUGGUCCCGUCACAACAACAACUACUGCGACUACUACAACAACGAGAUCAACAAGUAAUGGUUUAUCUUGUCCUGUUGAUGGAGGAACAACCAGUAUUGUAAAUGGAUAUCCAGCAAGUUCAUCUCUUGCCUAUACAUCAACUAAUGCAGUUACAGGUUCGAUUCAAUUCACCUGUUCUGCUGGCUAUGCACUUGAUCCAACUAUUGGUGCAUCAUAUACUUGUAAUAAUGGGAUUUGGUCAAGAAAACCACAAUGUUUAGUGACUGGGCGAUGUUCAUACUCAGCAUUGAAAACAUUUCUCUCAACUGCAAAUAAUCUACAGGGUACUAGUCAAUAUCAUCUAGUGACAGCUCAACAAGAUUCUGACGCAAUACUCGCUGACUCAUACAUCGUUUUUGUUUGUGCAAGUGGUUAUACUAACGCUGGUGGUAAUUUUAAUGUAACAUGUCUACCAAAUGGUUUAUGGACUUCAUUUCCAUUAUGUGUAAAUACUAAUGGAGGUAGUCCUGUCAUAACAACAACUACUACUGCGACUACUACAACAACGAAAUCAACAAGUAAUGGUUCACCUUGUUUUGUAGAUGGAACAACAACCAGUAUCGUAAAUGGAUAUUCCAUAAGUUCUUCUCUUUCGUAUGCAUCAGCUACUGCUGCUACCGGAUCAAUUCAAUUCACUUGUUCAUCUGGUUAUGCGCUUGAUCCAACUAUUGGUGCAUCAUAUACUUGUAAUAAUGGAAUUUGGUCAGCAAAACCAAGAUGUCUAACAACUAGUCGAUGUUCAUACGCAAUAUUAACAAGAUUACUCGCAACUGCAAGUAAUCUACAGGCUACUAGUCAGUAUCAUAUAACGACAGCUCAACAAGACCCAGAUGCAGUUCUCACUGAUUCAUACAUUGUAUUUGUUUGUACAAGUGGGUAUACUAACACUGGCGGUAGUUUAAAUGUUACAUGUCUACCAAACGGUUCAUGGAGUUCGGCUCCUACUUGUGUAUUGAAUAUUGGAGGAGGUCCUGCCACAACGACAACAACGAAAUCAACAAGUAAUGGUUCACCUUGUCCUGUAGAUGGAACAACAACCAGUAUUGUCAAUGGAUAUUCUAUAAGUUCUUCUCUUGUCUAUGCCUCAUCUACUACUGCUACCGGAUCAAUUCAAUUCACAUGUUUAUCUGGAUACAUACUUGAUUCUACAAUUGGUUCAUCAUAUACUUGUAUUAAUGGUGUUUGGUCGACUAAACCACGGUGCGUAGUACCUGGUCGAUGCUCAUAUAUGGCAUUUAACAAUUUUAUUAGAACGGCAAAUACUUUAAAAACUACUGAUCAAUUUAAUUUGGUAGCUGUUUCACAAGAUACUAAUACACUUCUUACUAACUCAUAUUUCGUACUCACUUGUAUUGCUGGUUAUAUCAAUAUUGGUGGUAGUUUAAAUGUAACAUGUCUAAUGGAUGGUUCAUGGAGUCAAUUUCCUAAUUGUGUAUUAAAUACACAGUCAAGAGCCGACGCUUGGAGUGGUUCAAAGCCUUGUAACUACGAAUCUAGUAUGUUGAAUCUUACAAAUGGUUAUGCCGACUUUUACAAUGGAAUUAUGUCACCCACUGAUAGUCAAGCUGAGUCUGGAGCGUAUAUUAAUUAUAUAUGUAUGUCUUCGUACACUCUUAUUGGUAACUCUCGAAUAACUUGUAUAAAUGGCAGUUGGUCUGCGCAACCAACUUGUACUGCAUCAAAUCAAAGUAGUACAACAACUAAAGAAUCAUCAGCAGACUGUGCAAAAGUUCCAUCGAUUGCGAAUGGUAAUAUAUCGUCGACUACUUAUUCUCGACAAAAUAAUAGUAUAUACUCAAGUAAAGUCGAGUAUGUAUGUAUGGCUGGAUAUACACAUUUAAAUACAUCUGGUCAGUUAUCAGUAUCUUGUAUCAAUGGUAUUUGGGAUCCACUUCCUGUUUGUGCAGUAAGUCCUACUUGUGCAUUCAAACAAUUGGUAUCAACAUUGAUGAAUGUAAAAGUAAUAUCCAAGUCGUUUUAUUUUGGCAGUGAUGAUAUUCCUAUUGAUAAUUGGAUUAAAGUUCAAUGUAACGAUGGUUUGCAUUACAAUUCAUCAUCUGGACCACUUAACAUUACAUGUCUAGCAACGGGAGCAUGGACACCACUCCCAAUUUGCUCCUAA